AUAAUAACAAUCUCUAAAUCCAUCAAAGCCACAUUUAUUUUCCCAUCAUGGCACCUCUCAUUGUGGAUAUGAAAGAUGUUGUAUUUAUCAAACCAUCUAAGUCUACACCUUCCUCUAUUCUCUCUCUAUCCACACUUGAUCAUAGACCUGACCUUAAUAUGUUAUGCCAUAUCAUUCAAGUUUACAAAUCACAAAAACAUGAUGCUUACCCAAAUGACCAAAUUGACCCUAACCCUAUUAAUGUGAUAAAAAAAUCACUCUCAAUGGCCUUGUUCUAUUACUACCCUCUUGCUGGGAAGAUAGUUAAACAUGAUGAUGGGAAGUUUAGAGUUCAUUGCAAUUCCAAUGAUAGUGUUCCAUUUAUAGAAGCAAUUGCUAAUUGCAAUCUUUCUUCUCUUCAUUACCUUGAUGGUAUUGAUGACAUGGAAGUUGCAAAACAAUUGGCCUUUGAGCUUCCUUCACAAGAUGAUGAAAGUGGACAUCAUUACCCUUUAGGGUUCAAGGUGACCAAAUUUCUAUGUGGAGGAUUCACAAUUGGAAUUGGGGUCUCACAUGUUGUAUGUGAUGGAUUUGGAGUCUCUCAAUUUCUUCAUGCCAUAAUUGAGUUAGCAAGAGGAAGAAAUGAGCCAUCAAUAAAGCCUGUUUGGGAAAGGGAGAGGUUGAUGGGGUCAAUUACCGAAAUGCCCUUGCCGAGUCCUAUCGAUGAUGCCUCGGCCGCCGUUUCACCAUAUCUUCCGACCACAACACUCGUGCAUGAAUGCUUUAAGGUGGAUGGUGAGAGUAUAAGAAGACUCAAAAUGAGAUUGAUCAAAGAAUUUACUAAUCACAAUAAUAUUAAGACUAUGAAAGAAAUUUUCACAAAUUUUGAGUCACUCACUGCUUAUAUUUGGAGGUCAAGGGCUAGAGCCUUGAAACUAAACCAUGAUGGGAAAACUAUGCUAGGCAUAUUAGUUGGUGCAAGAAGACAUUUGGAUCCACCUUUGCCUGAAGGGUAUUAUGGGAAUGCAAUUGUGGAUGCAAAUGUUGUCCUUUCCGUUAAGGAACUCAUGGAGAAACCACUCUCACAAGUUGUGAAGCACAUCAAAGAGAUCAAGAAAGUUGCUUUUACUAGAAACUAUAUCACGGAUUCAAUCAACACUUUGGUGACAAAAGAACAAGAUUUUAAUGUGGAAGGUAUUGGUGCAUAUUUUAAUGUGACCGAUUGGAAACAUUUGGGUUUCUUGGAAAACAUGGAUUUUGGGGGGAAUGUUCUAGUGAAUUCUUUACCAGCACCAUGCAACAUGUUUGCCGCAGUGGAUUUGUGCAUUUUUGCACCUCCUAGUAAGUUGGAUUCAUCAAUGAAAGAUGAAGGAGUUAGGGUUUUUGUGUCUCUCCCUAAUGCUGCCAUGCCCAAAUUCAGGGAGGAGAUGGAAGCUCUUAGUCUUCUUAAUAACAUUUGAACCCAAUAAUAUAUCUUAGGAAUGCAUGCAACAUAUAUGGAUAUGUAAGAUCUGUUAAUCAUGUUUGUUUCUUCUUUAAGUCUUUUUGUUUAUGUUUAUUACGUGGAAUAAGGCAUGGUUGUGCUGUGGUUAUUGUGUUUGAUGUUUAUGAUAAUUUCUUUCAAUAAAAAUGAAAUUUUGUAUUUA
Molecule: messenger RNA, 1625 nt
Organism: Arachis stenosperma
Lineage: Eukaryota; Viridiplantae; Streptophyta; Magnoliopsida; Fabales; Fabaceae
Product: spermidine coumaroyl-CoA acyltransferase-like
Exons: 1
Coding region: 48-1439 (463 amino acids)
Source: RefSeq, a predicted model, not a curated record